Messenger RNA from Macrosiphum euphorbiae (potato aphid), 828 nucleotides. The record is from the annotation of a GenBank genome assembly. NCBI's taxonomy places the organism in Eukaryota, Metazoa, Arthropoda, Insecta, Hemiptera, Aphididae.
AUGCUGCAAGACGUUUCUACACGCUGGAAUUCCACAUUCUAUAUGCUGGAACGUUUCGUGGAAUUGGAAACAUCUGUAAGAGGUACAAUAGGACUGUUAGAUAAAGCUCCAAAUGGUUUAAAUCCAAAUGAACGGGCAGUUAUAAAAGAAUUUUGCAAAGUCUUACAGCCGUUCGAAGAUGCUACAAGAGCAGUUAGUGGUGAUCAAUAUAUUACUGCAUCAAUGGUAAUUGUAAUUGCUCAAGGCUUACAAGAUGUCUGCCAACAAUUAAAACAUCAAUAUUUAUCCAUUCAAACCGAAGGUUUAAUUAACAAUUUAAUUAAUGGAAUGAAAGACAGGCAAAAUAGGGGAAACCUUCAAAAGAGUAUGACACUUUCUAGGUGUACUUUUCUUGAUCCGCGAUUAAAAAACAUCCCAUUUAUUCACAAUGAAUCUAUGAAAACUUCUGUCCAAAAUAAUGUAGUGGAGCUUACAGAAAAUAUUAUUUCUUUAGCUAGAUCAGAAACAGAAUGUACAUUACAACCUGAACCGUCUACUUCUUUCCAGUCAAGUGCAUCAGUAUCCGAUGAAAAAUCGUUUUCAAUUUGGGAAAUGAUUGAUAAAAGAUUUUCUGAAGUCCACCCUGCCAUAAGAACAUCAACCGCACGGGCUAUAAUUGAGGUUCAACGAUAUCUUGAAGAGCCGAUCUUAAAAAGAAAUGGCAACCCAUUAGAAUGGUGGCAAGAGCAUAAAUAUAAUUAUCCUUACCUAAGUAUAUUGGCUAGGAAGACAUUGUGUUGCUUAGGAUCAUCCGUACCUUGCGAGCGGGGUUUUCAAAGGCAGGUUUGA